This is a messenger RNA of Pungitius pungitius (ninespine stickleback), 634 nucleotides long. It is a transcript of the gene cryba4, whose product is annotated as crystallin, beta A4. The transcript is spliced from 6 exons. Gene Ontology annotation, molecular function: structural constituent of eye lens. NCBI's taxonomy places the organism in Eukaryota, Metazoa, Chordata, Actinopteri, Perciformes, Gasterosteidae. Gene Ontology annotation, biological process: visual perception; lens development in camera-type eye. Bases 39 to 629 code for a protein of 196 amino acids. The record is from RefSeq and is a predicted model, not a curated record.
CCUCUCACUCUCACAGCAGGACACCAAAGCGAGACACCAUGACUCACCACUGCACCAAGUUCUCCGGCCACUGGAAGAUCAUCGUCUUCGACGAGGAGUGCUUCCAGGGCCGCCGCCACGAGUUCACCUCCGAGUGCUGCAACGUGAUGGAGUUCGGCUUCGAGACCGUUCGCUCCCUGCGCGUGGAGAGCGGAGCCUGGGUGGGUUACGAGCACGCCUCCUACCAGGGGCAGCAGUUCGUGCUGGAGAGGGGGGAGUACCCCCAGUGCAGCGCCUUCGGGGGGAGCAACGCCUACCACAUCGAGAGGAUGACCUCCUUCAGGCCCAUCGCCUGCGCCAACCACAGAGAGUGUCGUAUGACCAUCUUUGAGCGUGAGAACUUCCUGGGCCGUAAGGGCGAGCUCAGCGACGACUACCCCUCCCUCCAGGCCAUGGGCUGGUGCAACAACGAAGUGGGCUCCCUGAAGAUCCAGUCCGGAGCGUUCGUGUGCUACCAGUACCCCGGUUACCGUGGAUACCAGUACAUCAUGGAGUGUGACCGUCACUGUGGGGACUUCAAACACUUCAGGGAGUUUGGCUCCCACUGCCAGACCCCCCAGAUCCAGUCCAUCCGCCGCAUUCAGCAGUAACAACC